Molecule: messenger RNA, 453 nt
Organism: Oikopleura dioica
Lineage: Eukaryota; Metazoa; Chordata; Appendicularia; Copelata; Oikopleuridae
Source: the annotation of a GenBank genome assembly
AUGAGUCAAUUUAUCGAGGGAAUCGAGUGCAGAGAUAGAAAGUUCAGACAAACUCAGUGCCUGGACGGAGAAUGCUUUUGCGUCGACGAAGUUACUGGAGAUGAGCUUUUGCCAAUCAGGCGAAUUCCAGAUGAUGGUCGGCGUUACUUAGAAUGCAGUCGAAAUCUGCCAUGCUUGGACUUUUGGUAUGGGAGUUCAAAAAACGAUGUGGUUUUUGAAUGCGACGCAGGGGGAUCUUAUACGAGCACGCUUAUUGAUCUCCAAACUGGACGAAUUUGGGCGAUUUUUGGGGAAGAAAAAGAAGCUGAGGAAGAAGAAGAAGGGGUCGAUUCUAGAGUUGGUUUCGCUGAAUAUGAAGAAGAGGAGGAAGAAGAAGUUGAAAUCGUCGAGGUUGAGGAUGAUGGUGGCGUUACUCAAGAAUGGGAUGCUUACUGGGAUUUUUACUGGGCAUGA